AUGAUUAAACGGAUUUUGAUCGCCGAGGGCGGUGUUUAAUCUAUAUCUAUUAUUAUAUGUACGUAUAUGAAUGUAUCUAUACUAACCCAAUAUCGUACAAAAAUGAUAAAACAACGGUGGAUUAUAAUUCAAGAAUUAAAAGUAUCCAUUGUUCUUUUUUUAAUUUUAUAAUAGUACAAAGUUGUAAAAAGGUAUUGGUAAAAAGGUAUAAUUACAAUUUUCUUCUUUUAAAUGAAAUUCAAUACUGAAUUAAUUUAUUUACAAUUACAAUAUAUAUAUAUAUAUAUCAUAUAUAUAUAUAUAAAUUGUAAUUGUAAAUAAAUUAAUUCAGUAUUGAAUUUCAUUUAGAAGAAGAAAAUUGUAAUUCCCAAUAUAUAUAUGGAAAGUCUGAGCGAAUAAUAUACAAAAGCGGGCAUAAUAUGAUUCCUAAUAAAAAGGAAAGAAAAGAAUAUAAAAAUUAUUAAAAGAAUAAAUUAUUUUCCGAUCUCAUUAAUCUUAUUAAUUUCUUAAAGUAUUUCUAUAUUUUAUUAUUUAAUAUCAUCCGACUGGUAUCUGUGACUUGUGAUAUAAACGAAAUGCAUUUUUUAAUUGUAGGAUUUCUCUCAGUUAACGAAGGAGCUUGCAACAGCCCGCGAAAGUAUCCUAGAGAAAGAAGAAGAAAUAUCGGAGUUAAAAGCAGAGAGAAAUAAUACUCGUAUUGAAGCCGGUACUUGUAUCCUACGACAUUGCUCGCCAAGACGAUUCUAUUGCUUUCCACAGCUUCUGCUCGAGCAUCUGGAAUGUCUGGUUUCCCGACAUGAACGAUCGCUUAGGAUGACUGUAGUGAAGAGGCAAGCGGCUGCACAAUCUGGAGUAUCGUCCGAAGUUGAAGUGCUCAAAGCUCUAAAAAGUCUGUUCGAGCACCACAAGGCUUUGGACGAGAAAAAUGAGACUGAGCAGGCAGCAGGCCAGCAGGAACAGCAGCAACAACCGGAACAACAACAACAACAACAACAACAGCAACAACAGUCGAUACAAAAGCUAGGUACGGAGAAGUCAACAGAGAUCGAAAGUAGAUUGAGCAAUGGCAGUCUCGAUCCUGUGGACCAGGAUUCUGCGGCACGCGUAAUAGAUUUACAAGCCACUCUCGACAAGCAGAGCUCAGAAUUGAGCACAUGGCAACGGCGUGUAGCCGAAUUAAGUGGUCGAGUGACAGAAUUAGAAGAAACAUUAUCUAAAACUCAAAAAGACCUUCUAAAAACGCAAGAAACAAAUGUUAAGCUGCAGAGAGAUUUACGUGAAAAUGUUGCCCAAAAAGAGGACCAAGAAGAGAGAAUAGCGACUCUUGAAAAACGAUAUCUUAAUGCUCAACGAGAAUCCACCAGUUUGCAUGAUCUCAAUGAAAAGCUGGAGCAAGAGCUGCAACAUAAGAAAGCUCAAUUAAAGCUCCAAGAAGAAAAAAUAGCGGCAAUACAAGAAAAACUAGAACUUGCAGAACAAAAAUUAGCCCAAUAUGCUAAACUACCAGAAAUGGAAGAACAAUUAAAACAGAGGAUGGAGGCUCUGACGCAGGUGAGGAGGCCCAACCAGGCUCAAGAAAGACAUGGCAGCGCAGAAGAUAGAAUACAAAGAUUGGAAACACAACUUGAAGAAAAGAAUGCAGAAGUGAUGCGUGUCAAUCAACGACUUAAAAUGAAUGAGGAACAUAAUACGCGACUUAGUACAACUGUUGAUAAACUUUUGUCUGAAUCUAACGAAAGAUUGCAAGUGCAUUUGAAAGAAAGAAUGCAUGCAUUAGAAGAGAAAAACGCACUCACGCAAGAACUAGAGAAGACUAGGAAAAUAGCGGAAGAUCUUCAAAAUGAAAAGGCUGACAUAGUUAAAGAAUUAGGAAAAGCUCGUUUAGAGAUCGACAAUGUGAAAAGACAAAUGCUCCAACAGGAAAUCGCGUUCAAUAUUCAACAAACAGAUGCUCUAACUAGAAGUUUAUCUCCAAAUGCAGUGGACCCAGGUUCAUUUUCUAGGAGUGCAAGUCAUAGUAGUUUUGAUACUCAUUCUUUGCCAAGAAGAACGGGUAAACGAUCUGCGAUCGAAGAAGAUCCAUCAAAGAAUUAUGUAGCACGCACUUUAGCAGAACAGGAAUGGGAAAAAUUACAACAGGCUCAUGUUCUCGCAAAUGUGCAACAAGCAUUUGAUGUUUCCAGUGAUGCAGAAGGUGAUGGAGAUAAUGAAAGUCUAUUCAGCUGUGCAGCUGAUGUAAUCAGUCCUACAGGACAUACAGAUGCUCAAACACUAGCAUUAAUGUUACAAGAACAGUUAGAUGCAAUAAAUAAUGAAAUUAGAUUAAUUCAGGAAGAAAAACAAAGUACCGAAGCGCGUGCUGAAGAGUUGGAGUCUCGGGUUGGUAGUUUAGAACACAUGAAUUUAUUAGCAAGAGGACGAAGUCUCGAACGAGCAUCUCCACCAUUAAGUGGACGAUCUACUCCAAAAUCUCAUCAUAGUCCAAAUAGAGAUUAUUUACAUAAAUAUCAUACUUUGCAAUUAUCAGGCGAAGAAUUGCAUUCAGUAAGUGAAAGAGACAGUACUGGUGGUGCAGGAAGUGGUAGUGAUGCCGCUUCACCAUUAACUGCUCGAUCGAUUAGGCUAGAACGAGUAGCACAAGCACUUGCUCAUAGUCAAGAGGAGCUUAGAAGACGUACUGGACAAGCCGGAUUUCCUACCAGUGGUUUUCCUGCUCACAGGUUAAUUAAAGAUUGUAGUACUGCAUGUAAUCCGCAACAUAUGCCGCUGUGCACGACAUAUUUGAGUGGCCUAUGUGGGCAUGAAAUGAACAACUUUGAGGUCGACUUAAGUGACAUCGAUGGUAACAGAUCCUUUUUAUACUUGUUAUCCCUAUGUCACAUAUCCAUGCCUACAGCCCCAAUUUUCGAACACAGUGGUAUGGACGAACCGACUGAUAGAUCUGAUAGAAAUGAGUUCCUGGAAGAAACUGAUAUUAGCUUCUUCCAUCCAUCGUGCAUUCAAGCCUGUCCAGUUCACGACAGACAUCGCUGUCUCAAACAAACGAGGGAAUUUAGACAGCCAAGAGAAUUGCAUCGAGUUAACGUCGCGUCCGAAACUCCUACGCGAAUAAGAUUAGCGCUCCAUGCAGCAGGCAUGGGCAACAUAACAACGGCGCACUCAAUUCUGGGACUCCCCCUUCCCCAUUGUCCUCACGUCAUAGCAGCCAGGACAGUUUGCAUAAGAACAACUUGUCUGGUGUUGGAUUGCCAAUUGGACAACUGUCUAGCUCGCAUUUGCACAUGCAAUCUACCAUGAGUCCAGCAACAGCAGCAGCGGUGGCUGCAGCUCAAAAGAAGAAAGGCAUUAAAAGCAGUCUUGGUAGAUUUUUCAGCAAGAAAGAAAAGAUCAAAGGAAAAGACACACCAAUGCCUGGAGAUAUAUCAGGUAUGGGAGGAGCAAGCACACCUGCUGAUCCUGAUUAUGGAGAUAGUGUUUCUGUAGCUGGAACUAUGGGCAGUAAAAGCGAUUUUGACCGUAGAAAAAAGAAAAGUCCAAGUAUGUUUGGAAGUAUGUUAGAUUCCUCACGGCACGAACUUUUGGCGGAGGCAAUGAAAGCUGGAACACCAUUUGCUCUAUGGAAUGGGCCAACUGUGGUGGCUUGGCUUGAGCUGUGGGUGGGCAUGCCAACUUGGUAUGUUGCAGCUUGCCGGGCAAAUGUCAAAAGUGGUGCUAUAAUGAGUGCUCUUAGUGAUACCGAAAUUCAACGUGAAAUUGGUAUAAGUAAUCCUCUGCAUCGAUUGAAAUUACGAUUAGCUAUACAAGAAAUGGUAUCACUCACAAGUCCAUCAGCACCAAAAACCUCUCGCACAACCUUAGCCUUUGGAGAUAUGAACCACGAAUGGAUUGGUAAUGUUUGGCUACCAAGUCUUGGUUUACCACAAUAUCGAUCCACUUUCAUGGAGUGCCUUGUUGAUGCUAGAAUGUUGGAUCACCUUACCAAAAAAGACCUUCGUGGUCAACUUAGGAUGGUUGAUAGCUUUCACAGAACAAGCUUGCAAUAUGGCAUUUCGUGUUUAAAGCGAUUAAAUUAUGAUAGGCAACAAUUAGAAGAAAGGAGACGAAUGGCGGAAGGUGCCAACGUCGAUGUUCUUGUAUGGAGUAACGAUCGUGUUAUAAGAUGGGUGCAAUCUAUCGGCCUGAAAGAAUACGGGAACAACCUCUUAGAAUCUGGGGUACAUGGUGCUCUUAUAGCCCUUGAUGAAAGUUUUGACGCCAAUAGUUUUGCUUUAACGUUGCAAAUUCCAACCCAAAACACACAAGCUCGGCAAUUGUUAGAAAUGGAGUUUACAAAUUUAUUAACUGUGGGAACAGAAAGGCGACUCGAUGAAUCGAAUAGUAUAAAAUCCUGAUCCAACUCGUCUAGCAGGCUGCCUCAUAUUCAACCACAUCACGUCUAGUCCAAAACCCCAGCUAUUACUACUUUCUGUAUGCAAGUGUAUUGUAAAAGUUGUAAGAGCCUUAAAUAUCACUCUAAGGGUAUCUUCAUACUAAGAGUUGUAAUAUGCGGUAGUAUGAAAACACGAUCAGGCAUAAAUUGUAAAAAAGAGGGUGACUAGUCGUAUAUUCAAGAAGAAAAUUUAAAAUAUUCCAUCAAUUUUUAUGUCACGUAUAUUUCAUAAACCGCUUGUUACAUACAUCGGAUAAAAAAUGACAAUUCUGAAUUAAUUACUCUCAUAUAGAUACUGAAAUGUAGUGAGCGGUCAGGAAAUCAUGAAACAUGUAUUUCCUCGAAAGCCAAAGAAUCAAUUGUAGGUAAUUAUAUGACAAUAAUUCUGUCUAAUUUUACCUUGAUUUCUUAAGGGUAGUAAGACUUGUAGUUUUCAAAAUGCAGUAGGACCUCGAUAAACUAACUAAAUAAUCGGAUAUUCAGAUAAAUCGAAUGAAUAAUUUAGAUCUGAAGAGAAAUAGAUAGAAAUACUUUUUGCGUACAAAAUAAGAUUUUUUUCAUAUAAUUAUAAACAUGUAUAUUUUACGAUAUAAAAAUGUAACUACUGAUACGUAAACCUAUAUCUUUUUUCGAUAUAAAAACCAUAUUUAUAAUACUUUUUCAACAUUUUCAUGUUUUUUUCAUAGUCAUUUUGUUCAGAUUCUAUUCGCCUUUUUCUAUUUUCUUACAAAUAAAUUCUUUUAGAUUGAUAUCAAAAAUAAUCGAUUUUACUGAUUCGUCCCAAUUUAUCAUUCGCUCAAUUCCUUUUUUCAUUGAAAUAAGUAUUUUUCUUUUACAACUCAUUUUUACGGCUUAAAUAUUCACUUAUUGUUAGUAAUAAUGAUAAUGACUUCGUAGAAAAGAUAAAGCAUUCGUAGAAAGCAAUAAACUAUUGAAGGAAAGAGUUUGUGGAAAUGGACGAAAACGUUUGUUAGAAAACAAUGAAAAUGUCGGUUGAUCAAGACUUCGGAUAAUCAUAAUCCGGUUGAGGUCCUAUUAUCAUGGUAGGUUGUAAAUUUUCAGGACAUAAUCGCAUAUUUCUUAUACUAUAUUAUGUACUUAUAUUGUAUAAUAGUUAAAACAACUAUCUAUUUUGAUAAUACUACUUACCGCACAAAACAAAAAUUCCCAAAAUUAUAUUAGUGCCAUUGCUCUCGAGGAAAUUAUUUAUGUACAAGAAAAAGACUGCAUUCUAUAUUUCUGCAUCUAUAAGACAGUGACCUAAUAAGCCAUAUAUAUAAAAGAACACACGCGUGCGCGCGCGCGCGCGCGCCACACACACACACACAUACACAC
This is a messenger RNA of Heterotrigona itama, 5764 nucleotides long. The record is from the annotation of a GenBank genome assembly. NCBI's taxonomy places the organism in Eukaryota, Metazoa, Arthropoda, Insecta, Hymenoptera, Apidae.